CUUUCAUGGCGUGUUGGAAACCAAGGGGCUGUUUCAAGCAAGUAAGCACCCCUGAAAGGAAUGGCGUGGGACGUCAUGCCUAGUUGGGGCCAAGUCUCUUUCUUCACCCUUGCCGUCAUCGCUUCUGCAGCCUUUUGCCUGCUCGGUCAUUGCAGCGCGACAAGUGUUCUAGUCGCAUCGGCUUUGCGCACCGUAUUCAAACGGCUCCAUGAUGCUAUGAAUCCCGCCUAUGAUCUGGAGUAAUUGUCGGCGUUUUUACCAUCCACCUCAUGGCGAAUGGACAACGCCACAACUGGAGCAGCGUGGUCACUGCAUUCUCCAUGCCACGGAGUGUGUCCGGGGGAAGCUCUUGAGAACAUUGGUGUGCAAACUGAGUCGCUUACACGGGGGGGGCGGACGCUUUGGCUCGUCCGCGUGGCCGCUGUGUAACUGAGACGGUCGUUGCGGUUACACAUCUCAACAUGCAGCUCCAAACGACCGCGACGUCCCGCGCUGUGUCGAGUGCGUCUGCCCCCGUCCUUACGAUUCGAACGGGAUCACCUCUCGACGCCGAAACUCCCCGUGCGAAUUGGACCGAUCCAUUCUUCACGGUCGAAGAAGACCUGUGCAUCGUGCGCCAAAAGUGUUUUGCGCCGCCGCGGUGGGCAACUGACGCCGAGUUCCUCCGCGCGUUUUGUUCAACAUUUGGCGUCGAGCGCAGCAUAGCGCAGGUCAACAAACGGAUGGCCAACCUCCAGACAUCUAGUCCAGACCACGGGAUUCUCCGUAUGUACAUCAGCACGUUGCUGCAAACCCCCGUCGAGUCCAAACACGACGUGGUAACAAAGGAGACCCUGCGACCUGAGUAUGCCGCGUUCGUCGAAGUGUCGACGGGUCUGGAGAGCAUCUUGCAGCCCCGACACGACCCGUACGAUAUGGGCAGGCUGCUAGUCGACGACUGGCUGCGCCUGGAAGUCCACAGCAAGCGAUUUCCAGAGUACGACAUGGACGUGCCCAAGAUGCAGCUGCGCAAGUGCUCCGCCGUCAUCGACCGCUUCCUCACCGACGCUGCCGCCACGCCUCUGACGCCCGAUCCUGUCACCGGCAUGCGACAGUUUACCAACGGAACGAUGACGUAUUACCCCGCCGUGGGCACCACCAGCGAGCGCCUCGUCCUCACGGAUGACGUGGCAGCGUACGAUGCGAUUCCAUGCUACGACCACCUGAGUCAACCUGUCAUGGCGCGGCUCGUCUUGUUUGCGAACGACCAGCAAGCGGUCGAGCGCCGCCUGACGAUCCUGGACGAGUACGACACCAUCCAAAAGAUCAAUCGGCUCUCCAACGACGAAAUCAACGGACUGUACGCGUCCGAGGCGAAGCGCUACGUCAGCGUGUUGGACAAUGCGCGGCAGCGAGAGAUCACGCGGACGACUGCGUUCCUCGAUCAAGCGCUGCAGAAUGACCUGGCCGCAGUGCACGCGAUGCACGCGGCGACACUGCGGGCCGAAGUCGAGAAAAUCCACGCAAAGUACGCCGACCGACGGGACUCGUUGGUGGCGCGGAUCGAGCACGAACGGCUGCGAGCACUCGAGCUGCAUCGCGAUUCCAUGGACUUGACCAUGCUCCAGCUCGAACACGCAAUGGCAGUCAACACGCAGCAAGUCGAAUCGGUCUUUGGCUCGUCCGACAAGCUGCUCCAGCUUCUCCUCUUGGCCGAAGACCUCGACUGCAAGCGGCUCCGCACAGCAUGCAUCCACUACCUCACCGAACCAAAGCGAUUCCUCCAGUUUGCGUUACGCCGAGAACUCACGAGCCCGCUCCUGGCCGAGCACACGAUCCUCGCGCUGCUCCAGCACUUGUCCGAUCAAGACAUCAAGGACUUGAAAGAGGAAUCGCGCACAGGGUUUGCCUUCACCGACUUGCUCAUGCGUGAGAUCCACACGCGGCUCAUCGCACUCACAAAAGAGCUCGAGGCCCUUCCAAACGCGACGCUACGUGACGUCAUGCGGGUGGCGUUCGACUUGUCGACUUUGGCGAGCGAAACGAUGUCACCAAGCGUCAUCAAGCUCGGCCUCGCCACGCGGGCGUAUCCCCAAGUUCUGUCCAAGGAAGUUGACCGCCGCCGCGAGUUCAGCCGUGUCAAGCUCGAUGCGUCUCUCAUGACAAAUCAUGUUACCUUGACCGGGGACGAUCUCGUCGUGGAGCUCGAAUCCGCGAAUCGGUACUGCACCGCUUUGGCAACCAAGUCGCGCCGAGCGGGGGAGUUCGGCCGGUGGAUGUUCGAGGUAACCCUCGAUCGUGUGGACGCGGCGGGCGGCAGUGUCGCAAUUGGAUGGGAAGUUCCGCGGCAGUCGCCCAUGCAAUGGGGACCGCUCGACGAGUCCCGCCAGACUUCCAAGGAAUCACAAGAUGCCGGACCAACGGCGCCGCUGCCACCGUCGCCGCGAGGGCCGAUGGCACGAUUUGGGAUGAAAAAUGGCUAUGGCAUGCUCAUACCGGGACUGACGCCCGGCGAGGAUGGAAAAGAUUUUGGGAUCAUGUGGGUGUCGGAUUCAAAUGUGUCGGGUCCGCCAGUGGCCGCUGCCAGUGACGCCGCUCCCACCAGCGGGGGCAUUGGAAUGCUUUACAUCAACGGAAAGCAACACAGCGGCAUGCCGUGCUGCCGCCAAGGCGACGUGAUCGGGUGCGCGAUCGAUCAAGACGCCACCGAACCAUUCGUUACGUUCUACUUGAACGGGACGUUGGUCAGCGUUCCUGGUCCUCCUUCCAGCAACUUGAACGCGUCUGGCCACAACAACAAGGAAGGCGCCACACAUGGCCUGAAGAAGCUGCUCUUGCACAGCGCCAACUACGCCUUGUAUCCAGCAGUGACGUUGUUUGCAUCACAUGACCCCACGGCGCGAGUGCGAUUCAAUUUCCGCGGGCACUUUGACUUUCCCAUUCCUGGAUACGAUCCCUACGGUGCUGAGCUCUUGGACCUGAUUGAGAUCGCCAAGGAAGGCGCGGCGGCCGUUGGGGGUGCCGGAUCCUCCCACCGCCAUAUUCAACGUGCCUUGAUGGAGGAUCCAACCAGUCCAGCGGUGCUAACAAGUCACGAGAUUCUGAACUCUGACAUUUGAAAUGAACGCGAGCAUUGCAAGAGAUUCCUGGCCAUCGUUGCUCCUCGAAUGUGCCGCUCGUCGGACGCUGAGUCCAUCGGCAUGGCGCGUGCAAUUGAAAAAGAAAUAUUGCGACAAUUUCUCAUUGGUCAAAAUUGAAACCAAAUGAGAUGUGAUUGGUUGGUUAAUGCGAAUUUUCGUCAUGGUUGA
This is a messenger RNA of Aphanomyces invadans, 3287 nucleotides long. RefSeq lists its product as hypothetical. The transcript has 7 exons. The coding region runs from base 462 to 3098 and encodes 878 amino acids. The record is from RefSeq and is a predicted model, not a curated record. Lineage: Eukaryota; Oomycota; Saprolegniomycetes; Saprolegniales; Verrucalvaceae.